ACAAAAACUGCCAAGAAAGUCUUGGAACUGAAGCAGAACCUGAUAGAAGAGCUUCGGAAAUGUGUGGAUACAUACAAGUACAUCUUCAUCUUCUCUGUGGCCAACAUGAGAAACAACAAGCUGAAGGACAUCCGGAAUGCCUGGAAGCACAGCCGGAUGUUCUUUGGCAAAAACAAGGUGAUGAUGGUGGCCUUGGGGCGAAGCCCAUCUGACGAAUACAAAGACAACCUACAUCAGGUCAGUAAGAAGUUGAGAGGUGAAGUUGGACUCCUCUUUACCAACCACACGAAGGAGGAGGUGAACGGGUGGUUCACAAAGUAUACAGAAAUGGAUUUUGCUCGAGCUGGGAACAAAGCAACUUUAACCGUGAGCUUGGAUCCAGGGCCCCUGAAGCAGUUCCCUCAUUCCAUGGAGCCACAGCUGAGGCAGCUGGGCCUGCCCACUGCCCUCAAGAAAGGUGUGGUGACCCUGCUAUCUGACUAUGAGGUGUGCAAGGAGGGCGAUGUGCUGACUCCAGAGCAGGCCCGGGUCUUGAAACUUUUUGGGUAUGAGAUGGCUGAAUUCAAGGUGACCAUCAAAUACAUGUGGGCUGCCGAGUCGGGGAGAUUCCAGCAGAUGGACAGUGACCUGCCUGAGAGCAUGUCUGUGUCUGAGGGAGAGUCCGAGGAAGACGAUGACAGCUGA
This is a messenger RNA of Arvicola amphibius (Eurasian water vole), 684 nucleotides long. RefSeq names its product mRNA turnover protein 4 homolog. Gene Ontology annotation, cellular component: preribosome, large subunit precursor; nucleolus. Gene Ontology annotation, biological process: rRNA processing; ribosomal large subunit assembly; nuclear-transcribed mRNA catabolic process. The record is from RefSeq and is a predicted model, not a curated record. Lineage: Eukaryota; Metazoa; Chordata; Mammalia; Rodentia; Cricetidae. Gene Ontology annotation, molecular function: RNA binding. The transcript has a single exon. The coding region runs from base 106 to 684 and encodes 192 amino acids.